GCUCUGCCCCCGGCCCCGCCAUGGCUGUCGAGAAGGAGAAGAAGACGUGCGGGCAGGUCGCGCAGGAGUGGAAGGAGUUCGUCUGGAACCCGCGCACCCACCAGUUCAUGGGGCGCACCGGCAGCAGCUGGGCUCUCAUCCUGCUGUUCUACUUGGUCUUCUACGGCUUUCUGACGGCUCUCUUCUCGCUCACCAUGUGGGUCAUGCUGCAGACCGUGGAUCCGUUCAUCCCCAAAUACCAAGAUCGCCUCUCCGUCCCAGGCAUGAUGAUUCGGCCCAAGACGGAAGCGCUGGACCUCACCUACAACCUAACCAGCACUGAGUCUUGGGACGGCUACGUGAAGAUGCUCAAUAGCUUUCUGGAAGCCUACAACGAUUCCCGGCAAGCCGCCAUGAACGAGUUCUGUGAGCCUGGGCGUUACAAUGAGCAGCUCGACAACGGGGUGCUGAAUUACCCCAAGAGGGCCUGCCAGUUCAACCGCACGGUGCUGAGGGACUGCUCAGGGCUGAAUGACUCCACCUACGGCUACCAGGAAGGACGGCCUUGCAUCCUCGUCAAAAUGAACCGGGUCAUCAAUUUCUAUGCAGGGGCCAACCAGCCCAUGAACAUUUCUUGCAUGGCCAAGAAAGAGGAGGAUGCCCAGAAGCUGGGAGAGAUUGCAAUGUUUCCCGCCGAUGGCAACAUUGAUCUGAUGUACUUCCCUUACUAUGGCAAAAAAGUCCAUGUGAACUACACGCAGCCCGUGGUGGCCGUCAAGUUCCUCAGCCUCACCUUCAACUACGACCACCACGUGGAAUGCAAGAUGAACGCAGCCAACAUCGCCACCACUGACGACCGAGACAAGUUCGCCGGGCGCGUGGCUUUCAAAAUCCGGGUCAACAAAGACUGAGGCCUGCUCUGUCCCUGCUCCUCCGCCUCCUGGACCCUCCACCCUCCAAAACGGAUCCUUCCCGGUGGCUCCCUGCAACCCCAACAGGGAGCUCAGAACAACCACCAGGUCGAGGCUGAUGGGGCCGGGGGGGAUGAUGGAUUUGGGGGUCCCCUUGGCAGCUGCUGCUCAUCUUGUCCCACUAACCUGUGCUAUUAGACAAUCCCACGCCCCUUGGCCCUACGGUUAAGGCUUUGCUCC
This is a messenger RNA of Candoia aspera, 1130 nucleotides long. It is a transcript of the gene ATP1B2, whose product is annotated as ATPase Na+/K+ transporting subunit beta 2. Bases 21 to 890 code for a protein of 289 amino acids. Gene Ontology annotation, cellular component: sodium:potassium-exchanging ATPase complex. NCBI's taxonomy places the organism in Eukaryota, Metazoa, Chordata, Lepidosauria, Squamata, Candoiidae. The transcript has 7 exons. Gene Ontology annotation, molecular function: ATPase activator activity. Gene Ontology annotation, biological process: potassium ion import across plasma membrane; intracellular potassium ion homeostasis; intracellular sodium ion homeostasis. The record is from RefSeq and is a predicted model, not a curated record.